UGAAAACGAGGGCUGCGGUCACCUGCAGAUCACCAGCUGGCUGACUUUCAUCAGCGUCACUGGUUAUAUAUAUUGUUGUCACAAAAGCUUGGAGCCAUGCUGACUCUUUUGCUAAUUUUGGCAAUGUCUAGCCAAGGCCAGUCAUUGGUGGACUCUGGGCUUGACUUCAUCACCGCAUUCCCGGAGAACGUUGCCUACUUCUAUCCAUUCUUUCCAAAAAAUUCUCUCAACAUCACAGCUCUGUACGAUAACACUGAAGUCAAUAUCUACUUCAAAGGCAUACUCGAACACACCGUUAUACUGCAACAGGGACAGACCGAGGUUUAUCUUCCGCCUUCAGAUGUUGAAGAACAUAAAUUAGACGUAUCCCAGAAAACCAUCCAAGUGGUCAGCAACAAUUACGUUGUGGUGCUGUCAAUAAGUAAGCAAGAAGAUAGUGUGCAGACCAAUGUCGUUUAUCCUUAUACAAAUCUUGGUACGUUUUAUUCUAUCCCCCAACUAAACUAUAGUGAAAUGCUUUCCAAAUUCCCUCAAGCAACAGGAAGUAUCAAGGCGAGAUACAGUUUUUUCAGGCUGCUAAUAAUCAAUGCGCAAAACUUCACGAAUUAUAUCGAAAUCGUUAGGAUAUCGCAGCAAAUCGAGCAAUUUCAACUCCAACCCUACACUCUUCUCCAGCUAGCACUCGAUGGUUCAGAAGUCUCAGUAGAGUCUUUAUAUAACAUGGCGGUGAUAGUGUCCCACCCGUGUUUAGAAGCGACGUCAUGCAAAUGCAACAUGAUGUUGAACCAACUUCGUCCUGAUGCCCACUGGGGUCAAAGUUUUAUUCUGCCCCUCCUAAACAUUCCGACAUGGCUGCAUAUAACUGUAAACACCAUUCUGACCGGAAAUACGCUAGAUGCUGGGACUCUAGAGCCUAUCCAGUCAGGAACCCAAAGCAUCAGCACGAUUUAUCCUGCUUCGCUCCGGCUUAUCAGCCCGGGCCUCAUCUUAGAAGUAAUUCCGGAAACAAUGUUCGCCGCCUGCUACCUAGUGCACUUUAGCGUGGCGUAUGGCAACGUGUUAGUAAUAGCUGAAACACUCAGUAGGUCAGAGGUGUAUAUAGAUAGAAGCUUUCUGUCAUCCAAUAGCUGGACCGCUAUUGCUAAUACCAAGUACUCAAUUGUAUCAGUUCUUCUUCACGGCAGGCAUGUCAUUUGGCAUCCAACCUCAAAAAUUGCAGUCUACAUGUUUCGCAACAUGACCGGCGGAAUUCAGUAUGGAGGCCCGGCUGUAGUGUUAGGAGAAAAACCAGACCCUGAUGGCUGUUCAUUACAUCCCCCUGAGAUUACAGUCGCACCCACACCCAUGAGUUGGCCUGAAUCCCACCAGUACUGUACGUCCACAAGCGACGAGUUGAUCAGUCCAUCCACUGUGAUAGCUCGCUCUGCCCUGACCGAGUUUCUGAGAAAUGCAGCAAAUACUGAGCACUGGAUCGGGCUGCGUCGCAGUCUUCUUACAUUAGACUGGUACUGGCAAAAAGGGAACGAAAGUGAAGACCUGAUGGACACGCAGUGGGGCGCCGGAGAACCAAGUGAUCCUGUGCAGGGCAUGUGUGCUUCUGUAUUCUCAGAUUUAACUUGGAAAAGUGUGCGAUGCUGUACUGAGUUGAAGGCCAUCUGCUACAAAAAGCCUGAUUACUUCCCUGUUCUCGAAUUAUAGUGUGACAUUUAGGUGUCUAUUUAUUUUAAUAUAUACAUAUAAUAUAUAUAUAAUUAUAUGAUGUUAACCUAUUUGAAGUAACAAAAAUAGCUCUAGUUUGUACUUGUAAAUAGAUGUGAAAUGGUAUCUGUGGAGUUGUUUAUGACCUACGGUCACAAGUUUCCAAAGUAUCUUCAGGGAAAUUUGCAUUUUGCCAAACAAUUGCAAUAACCACAUAUAUUGUCUGUAGCCUGCAUCUUAUUAACAGUGUAAAUCUCAUACAAUGUUUAUCUAGACAGAUUUAUUUGGAUUGAUAGCACUUUACCUCCUAUUACUCUUAAAAAUGUAUUUAUUUGAUAGGAUAUAAAUAAUUGUAAUUAUUUAAACAAUUGUAAUUAAAUAAUUGAAUUAAUAAAUGUUCUAAUGUGAAUAAUGUCAAUGAGAAGGCCUGUGAAACCGUGUAGACUGUAGCAUGUGCAAUAGGUAUGACUCUCAUGUAAUCACCUCAUUAUGCAAAGUUUUGUGGGGGCACAAAACGUGCUUUGAAUACAUAUUGGGCCUGUAAGUAGGAAACACGUACAAAUUGGUCAUUUUGUUCAGAGAGGAGUAGAGCUGUGGUCUCGUGGCAUCAGCUCGGCUAAUAGAAAACUCAUUAUCAUCCCGGCUCAAGUAAGCUGCACUGUUUAGCAAAACUACAGCAUGCUAGUGAUGCUGUCUGUUGUGGUAUUCAUGUCACUGGUUUACCAGGGGCUGUCAGUGGUGAGCUACGGAACAGAUUUCAUCACAACGUUCCCAGAGAACAUCGCCUACUACCACACCAACGAUUCCAUGACCACGCUGAAAAUCACCGCUUUCCACAAUCACACCGUGGUCAAAGUGACCGUCAACUACACCUUAGUAUAUGGAACAACACUGGAUUCUGGACAGAUUCAAAAUGUGCAUUUUCCCAUUUCUUUUAAGCAGUACAAUUUCAAACACUUCCUUCAUUGUGUGAGAGUUGUUGGCACCAGCCGUAUCGUGGUGCUUUGGAUCACCAAGCGAGCAGACAGCAUACAGACUAAUGUUGUUCAGCCCAUAAAAAAUCUCGGCUAUUUUUAUUCAAUACCCGCGUUGAAUUACAGCAAGGAUUACAGCAAGGUCACGGGCUUGCGUAACAUUCCAUAUCCGUUCGCUCCGAUUUCCAUUAACAGAACAAACAACACCUUCAGACUGAUCAUUAUCAAUGCUGAAAACGUAACGAACUAUGUUUCUGUGAGCAUUAUUUCUGGCUUUUCCCCGAAUCAUUCCGUGAGCCUGAACCCCUACGAAGUUUACCAGGUUUAUACCAACAGUUCAGUUUCUGUUAGCUCUGUAAGAAAGGUGGCUGUACUGCUCACCCACCCAUGUAUGGAAACACCAGGGUGUGGAUGCAACAUGGUGGUGAGCCAGGUUCUAACCUCAAAUCUGUGGGGUGACAAAUUUGUUAUACCAGCGUUGAGCAUCACAAAUGCAAUUUGGCUUCAUGUGUCGUCCUUAUCGACGGUGUAUUUUAAAGAACAGAAUCUACGUUCUUUAAAUGAUUUCUGGUCACAGCUAAUCCCCUUUCCCUACCUUGAUGAGGAAUCCCCAUCUAUUAAUGCAGACAGCCCAACACCCCUCUGGAUUGUUAGUCCAGGCUCUGUCAUUGAAAUAAUCCCCAUUACCAUGUUUGCAGCCUGCUACCUGGUGCUGUUCAAUUCAACAGAAGGUGAAAUUGUUGUGAUAGCUGAGAAAGGCCACGAGGGUGGUGUACAUAUAGACCACGACCCGCUUGAAUCCCCUCACUGGAAAGUCGGCCACAAUUCAGGGUAUUCCUCAGUUUCAAUGUCCCUUAAUGGUACACAUGUCAUUUGGCAUCCGACUUUGAAGAUUGGAGUCUACAUGUUUGAGAGAAUGAACGGGGGAAUUCUUUACGGAGGCACGGCUAUACCUUUAAGUGAAGAGCCAGACCCACAUGGAUGUCUGGAUAAACCUGCAAAGUUCAUUCCCGGUACUCAUCCUAUGACCUGGCCCGAGUCUCAUCAAUACUGCUUGAAUGAAACAUACCAGCUCCUAACUCCCAACAGUACGGAUGCCCAAACGCAGAUGGUCGACUGGCUGUUUAAACACAAUUAUUCCGAUGAUGUCUGGAUCGGACUGAGACGCAGUUUGCUCACAUUAGACUGGUACUGGCAGGCGGGACAUGAGAGCAUUCACGACGUGAGCUACACAGAGUGGGCCUAUGAACAUCCAGGUGAUCCAUGGAAAGCCAUGUGUGCUUCUGGGAACCUUGAUAGUAAUAAGAAUUUCUUCUGGAAGAGUGUGGCAUGUUGUAUGAAAAUGAUACCUGUGUGCUACAAAGAGAGUACCUACUUUAAGGAUUUGGCCUCUGAAACUCUAGAUGCCUUUGUUUCUGAGAUUUUGAGCUAAAUCGGACCUUUUUUGCCAUUUGCUUUUCCAUUUUCUUGAUGUUGUUUCUUUUCUGAUUUUGAAUAGUUUUCAGCUUGUUUAUCAACUAUAAUAUUCAAUGUAGCGUUAACUUUUUUUGAAGCAUAAAUAAUAUAGAGCAGGUUUAAUCUGUAUGCUCAGACACUUAAAUAUUUCUAACAUUUAAAUAUCUGUUAAACACAGUCUACAAAUGUAUAUUUAAAAGAAAAAGCCUUGUAACAACAACCUUUUUGCAACAACAGUGACGUUUUCAUCUACUUAGCUCCUUUUUCACAUUUAUGUUGUAGUAAACCACAGUGACGUGGCACCAGUGUUGGGUGUAACUAGUUACUACGUAAUUAGUUACUGUAGUUUAAUUACUUUUCCCUUGAAAAAGUAAAUUAAGGGAUUACUCUUAAUUAUUGAUAUUGUCUAUCAAUACAAAUGUAUUGAUAGACAAUAAAUUUUUGUC
Triplophysa rosa is the source of this 4573-nucleotide messenger RNA. RefSeq lists its product as uncharacterized. Bases 2377 to 4104 code for a protein of 575 amino acids. NCBI's taxonomy places the organism in Eukaryota, Metazoa, Chordata, Actinopteri, Cypriniformes, Nemacheilidae. The transcript has 7 exons. The record is from RefSeq and is a predicted model, not a curated record.